Heterotrigona itama is the source of this 2997-nucleotide messenger RNA. NCBI's taxonomy places the organism in Eukaryota, Metazoa, Arthropoda, Insecta, Hymenoptera, Apidae. The record is from the annotation of a GenBank genome assembly.
AUGGAAAAUAAUAUUUUAAUCGCUAUUCAGUUUCGGUUAAUUUUUUAAUUUCAGUAAGAUUUAGAGAUAGGUUAUCUCAUUCUGGAUUAUUUAAUUCGUCAAUGAUAAAUUUUACUGAUAGUUUUCAUUUUGUAAAAUGUAGGAUAUAUAAAUUAACGAGUACAAUAUGUGGAAUAUGUAUUAACUAUAUAAUAGAGCACGAAAACACGAAUAACGAAAUAAAGAAGCAGGUUGAAUUUACUUAAGAAACUUUAAGUAGAGUAAGAAGAAUAAAACGUGUUAUGUCAGACAUAUUCUACGCUGGCGAGCGUAUAAGUAGGAAAGCAUUCGCUUUUAAAUUCUAACUGUAUUCUAAAAAGUUUAUUUCUAAUUUUUUUUUUAAAUAUAACAUAACAUUUAGAGACACUGUUUAAAAAUAAAACGAAAAAUAUAUUGACUUUCAUUCUUCGUUAUUGGCAAUCGUUAUUGUAUCAAAGGCAGUUGGCAUGUUUGGGACAGUUAUCAAAUAGAAAUCACGAUUAGUAUCAACGGGUAGUAUAAUAAUACGAUAAUAAUAUACAUGCUCAAGUACGAUAACUGCAACAACUGUACAAAUUUAUAUCCACAAUGUACGCACGAUUCGUGAUAAACCCAAGGUAUUGCCACACCGUGAUAAGCUAAUGCUCACCAUAUCUAUCGCGGUGUACAUGCAAGUUUACUUUCCUUUUCUUCGACUUCAACGUGCACUCUGUAUUAUAAAUAUCAACAAUCUUGAUUCCUGAGAACCAAGCUAAGAAAUUUAAAAAGAUUUGUAUUUUUAAGACUAAUUGAAUUAACAUUAAUUAAGUUUAAUACUCCAUUUAAGGUACUUAAAUAUAAAACUCCAUUAAAAAGUCUAAAAUUAAAUAUAAAACUCCAUUAAAAAGUCUAAAAUUAAAGGGAAAGAAAUGAAAAAGUUUAUACAACAAAAGUCCAGUGGUUCAGUUUUCGUUCGCGUGAUGAAUGUUCACACAUACAUAGGCAACUAAUUCAAGAAUUCAGCUAAUCAGACAGAGACAUCAGCUGUGGCACGACUCGCGAAGAUUCAAGAUAUUUACACAAGUCGGCAAUCCCUUAAUUAAACUGCGACACGUCUUCAGGUUUACGAUCAAUUGCUAUAAAAAUUAGGACGUUGGGGAUACACGUACUUAAGAUUGGUAAGAUUUAUUAUAUGCAUAAAAAUCUUUGGAUUAGUGAUAAGCUACUUUCAGAUCUUCAAUUACAAAGUUAAAUUCUCGCCUUAUGUAGUUGUACUCGUGUAAUUAUGUUAUAAAAAUAAUGAAAAAACGAAAUUAAAGAAUAAUUUGAUUCUAAUAAAAUUAAUCGAAAAAUAAAUAAUAAAUAAACAAGAAAAAUUAACAGGAAUUAAUUGCUAUUAUAAAAUCUCGAUAUUACUUGACAUUAUAAUUGAUAUAAUUUGCAGUAAACGUCAAUUUGCAAUAAACGUUCAAUUAAAGAAAUGAAAGAAAAUAUCGUCGCUUUGAAAAGAUGCUCGAUGAAAGACAGGAUAUUAUGUAAAAUCAAGUUCGAAUUUUUAUCGUACACAACUUCCUGUUGGCGUGAACAGUUUCGCAACAACUUUUUCGCGGCACGAUCCGUCACGAUCGAUCUUACACGUUCCUAUACAGCUUCAUAGCUGCGGAUCAUUGAUCGCCUCUAUCUCCAGAUUUCCAGUUUUCUCUAUCAAUCACUGCUUGGAUUGAUCACGAUGUUUCUUGCCCCAUGAUCUCCGGCUCUUUUUGCUCGGUGUUCCGCGACGAUCACGCCUCUCGACUCACACUAUUGACGAAUGCGAGAUGUCGAUGGUUUACAUUAUUCAUGAUGAAACGGCAAAUUGUUAUCGGUGAAACUCGACGAGGAGAAGGGUGAAUCUUCGUUAAUUUUAAACCGGUCAUUUCGAUGUUAAGGCAUCAGAGUGAUAUAUCACGUUUAUCUUCACAGACAUUCUGCUCUCAUAUUCAUUUUCACAAGGCGUGGAUGCAUUCUACAGUGAUUAAACGACGAAUUUUCACGCAAAUUAAUUUCCAUGUGGACACGGUAAGUAAUGAAAUUGCAUUCAUUUUAUCUGUUAAGAGUUAGAACGAAUAUUCUAUUUUGAAAGUAUUUCAUAUAUAUUUUUGUGCGUGCGAUGUCCAUUUCAUUUAUUUUUAACGAACAAACUCGACGGACAAAGAGACAAAGAGGCUGCACAACUUUACUUUCAUUUCGAAAUAUCAUUUUAUGAUUUAACGAGCCGAGUCCCAAUGUAUUUCCUACAAUGUUAUACAGCAUUUUAUAAUAGAUGCGCUUCGAUUUAUGAAAUUAUUAGACUGUCAAGAAAUUUCCUUUUUUCUAUAUAAUCAUCUAUCCUACUGAUUGAAUUAAUCAACCAGCCAACUCGGAUAGUCAUAGUGACAUAGAAUAUUUAUCGAUUCGUUGUCGUGCACGAAUUCCACGUAAGUUGGCAUUAUCGUGCAAGAAUUCAACUCGAAUGCACCUGUCUACGAGGGAAUUCUGAGAACACUAAUACUUGUUACAUUUUGAUCACUAAACUAAAUCCAACCUAGCCUGAACCAAGUUUCAUUUGCUUGCAGAAUUUUUUAAUUUAGAAGCAAUAAUAUGUGUGAAGGCAUUAGAUAUAAACUUACGUGACGUGAUAUUUCAUUGACUGGAAAAUGAAUUAUUUCGUCCAUGUGUGAUAUAUUCUUCAUAAAAAAUCGUAAAGAAAUUAACCAGUAAUAUAGUGAGAGAAAAUUAAUAUUUUAAUUAAUCCUUAAAUCCUCAGGUUUCACCGUGCAUUACAAUUAGACGGCGUGAAAUUACGUAAUUUUUAUAUUUCUACAAACACGAUUAAAGAGAAGAAGUAGUAAACUAGUUGCAAUGGAAUUCGACAGUGUCGUUAGAAGCACGAAACACCUGGAAAAACAAACAGCAGAAGUUAUCAAAAAACGAAACCACGAAAAAUCAAACGCCCAAAUAAAUCAGCAGCACGAGCCUUAU